Molecule: messenger RNA, 1953 nt
Organism: Xyrauchen texanus (razorback sucker)
Lineage: Eukaryota; Metazoa; Chordata; Actinopteri; Cypriniformes; Catostomidae
Gene: dytn
Product: dystrotelin
Exons: 14
Coding region: 1-1953 (650 amino acids)
Biological process (GO): synaptic signaling
Cellular component (GO): plasma membrane
Molecular function (GO): zinc ion binding
Source: RefSeq, a predicted model, not a curated record
AUGGAUCUGGAUAGUAUUGAAGGUCUGAAUGAGGUUCGUCCUGCAGUGUAUCGCGCUGCACUAAAACUUCGCUCCUUACAAAAACUUUGUCAGAUGCACCUGGUGUCACUGCGGGAUCUACGGCCCGUUUUAAACACUUUAGGCAGUACUGGGGACCCAAUGAUUAGGCUUUCUCAUGAGGAUGUACACCAAAGUCUACAACAGCUAUUUCAGAGCAUUUCACAGGAACUUCCUGUUCAGGCGGUACCUGAAGCCACAGAUCAAACCACUAGAUUACUCUUUAAGCUGUUUGACAGAAAACAGACAGGUGUUAUCCUGCUCAGGUCAGUAGAGGCUGCGCUGAUCGCCCUUUCUGGAGACACUCUCUCAGCUAAACAGAGGGCUCUGUUCCGACUGGCUGAAAGCUACAGCGGCAAUCCGGACAGUGACUGGGGCACCAUCAGCCGAAGUGGACUCAGAGUCCUGGUGGAAGACCUCAGCCAGGUUCCAGCAGUGGUUCAGGGAAACCAUGUUUUUGGUUCUGCUGAAACUGCAGUGUCAUCCUGCUUCAGUGGGGUAAUGAGUGGAAGUGUGAGUGAGGAACAUUUUAUCAGCUGGCUACAAUCAGAACCCCGUCUGUUGUUAUGGCUCUCCACUCUCUACAGACUUUCAGUAAGUGAGGCUGUACAGCACAGAGUCCGCUGCCAUGCCUGUAAAGAAUUUCCUAUCACUGGUCUCAGGUAUCGCUGCCUCAAGUGUCUGAAUGUACACCUGUGCCAAAACUGCUUUCUGACUGAGAGACGCAGCAGGAAACACAAACCAUCUCAUCCUGUACUGGAGUACUGCACUCAGCCUUCCUGGAAAGAGUCAGUUGCGUCUCUGGCCUUCAGUGCUCGACUUGCUUUGCUGCCUCGAUAUCACACCCGGAGAGAGGCAGAGAGAAAGAGAGCCCUGAGAGCAACAUCCAGCGCAGAGUUGCAGAAUAGUACCCCAUCUCCAGUUCUACAGUCUGUAGAAGCUCCUGACACAAGGGAAGCUCCAAGGUCUGAAACAGGUCCUUCUGAUGCCUCUGCUUUGGUUACAGUAGAGUCUAAAGGUCUACAGACAGAAGAGACCGAGAUGGUUCAGAGAGAAACAGCUCUUCUCCAAAAAGACCUUAGUGUUACCCAGAAAGACAUGAAGGAUCUGCAGAGAGAUAAAUGGCUCUUGGAGAAAGAGUUUCAGGUAUGGAGAGUUGCAGCCCAGUCAGAGCAUGAUUCACUGGAGGACAAAUGCACUGAGCUGAAGACCAUGAUGAAGACACUAAGCCAACAUAACCAGCAUCUGGAAGAAGAACUGGAAAUAGUUAGAAAUGCAUUGACUCUAAGGGACAGAGAUACACUCAGAAGCGAGUCUCAAAAUCCCUCUCUCUCAGGACUUCUCCCACAAAAUGAAGACAGCAUUAGUGAGCAUGACUGGACACGACAAGUGUGUUUAACACCUCAUGACAGCUUCUGUGGAGAGGAUGAGAUUGAGAAGGGGAGAAAAGUAUAUCAGGAGGAAAGAACAGAGGAGGAAGAAAAAGAAGUUGAGGAGGAGGUGGAUACUCUUUAUGGGGCAUCAGAGGACAUCUGUACAUAUCUGGACAACACAGACAGUGUUUUGAUGCUGGAAGUCCAUACAGAUUCGUUUACUGAGGAGGUUGAGGUUGAGGGGCUAAAGGAGGAAGAGGAGGAGCUACUGCAUGAAAGACAAGAUCUUACUUUAUUUAAGCCAUCCUUGCAUGGUUUUGCACAAGAAGAGCAUUCUAUCUCUGAUGACUCAGAGAUGGAAGAGGAGGAGGAACUUUGUGAGCUGGUGCAGCGACUGAGGAAUGAGCUCUCUCUAUACACAUCCAUAGGAUCUGGAUGUCUGCAGAGAGAGGUGCUAAUGCUGGCAGCAGAGGGAGUCAGAGACUCGGUUUCUAACAUGGUCACCUCUGUAUGGUCUAGUUGA